Messenger RNA from Contarinia nasturtii (swede midge), 999 nucleotides. RefSeq lists its product as uncharacterized. The record is from RefSeq and is a predicted model, not a curated record. Gene Ontology annotation, molecular function: oxidoreductase activity. The transcript is spliced from 2 exons. Lineage: Eukaryota; Metazoa; Arthropoda; Insecta; Diptera; Cecidomyiidae. Bases 111 to 875 code for a protein of 254 amino acids.
UCAGUUUGACUUUGAAGCCAAUCAUUUGAACAUCGACAAAGGAACACUUUUUAAACACAAUUACGACAUCAAAUCAUUUAAACAAAAUUGCCGACGAAAGAAAUAUAAAAAUGAGUUUUGCGAAUAAAGUAAUUAUAAUAACUGGUGCCAGUUCCGGCAUUGGAGCCCAUGCCGCUUUGCAUUUGGCAACAAAAGGUGCGAGUGUUUCAUUGAUUGGUCGCAACGAAAAGCAGUUGAAUGAGGUUUGUGAACAAAUCAAAAGUGCCGGGGCACCGACCCCGUUGGUAAUCGUAGCUGAUGUCACAAAAGAUGCUCAGCGAAUAAUUGACGAGACGGUGAAUCACUUCGGAAAGUUGAAUAUUCUGAUAAAUAGUGCGGCUGUAUCGAGGAAAUAUAACGCUGAAAAUGUAGAUAUGGCCGACUACGAUUGGAUUAUGAACACCAAUGUACGUGCUAUAGUUGAACUUAUGAAAUUUGCCAUUCCGCAUUUGGAAAAGACAAAGGGCAAUAUUUUGAAUGUUUCAAGCAUUGCAGCAUUACGCAUUCGGCCGAAUUCAUAUGUCUAUAGCAUGUCAAAGGCGGCUGUCAAUCAACUAACCAAAAGUGCUGCAAGGGACAUGGGCCCAAAGCGUAUUCGGAUUAACGCGAUUUGCCCAGGAGUUAUUCGUACACCAAUAUUUGAAAAGAGCUGGGGAUGGAAAUCAGAACAAGUUGAUCAAUUCUAUAACGAUGAGGGUAAACUUUAUCCGGUGGGUCGUGUUGGCGAUGUAACAGAUACAUCGGCUGCUAUUGAAUAUCUAGUCGGAGACUCGGCCGCUUUUCUCACAGGAACUAUACUAACCGUCGAUGGCGGAGCCGUAAUAGCAGGUGUAUGAAAGUAUAAUAACAAAAUACGACCACUUGAUCUUUUUUUUGCAUAACCAUUCAAAUGAAAAUUGGUAAAAAACGAUUAUAGUUAGAAAUGUUCAAUAAAGACCGUUCUUCUCCUUUGUAACGAAA